AUGAAUCAUUCAAAAUAGACUAAAAAUAAGUUCAAUAUUGAAGAUUGUUCUGAAUCUGAAUAAGAAGAAACAUUAAGAAAAUCUUUGAAUGCUUAAUCUUAAUCCUUAUUUUAAACAUCUUUAUUUAGUGCAUUAGAUUCAUAAGUUAAAUCAUUUAAAAAGAAACCAAUAAUUAAAAAAUCUAUGACUGAAUUCCUUAAUAAUUAUGAUUAAAAUUUUGAUGAUGUAUUUGGUAGUAUGAAUAUCCCUAUAGAUAUAAAUAACCAUCAUUAACAAAAAUAAAAAAAUAAUCAUAAUAAUAAAGAUAAAGAUAAAGGAUAAAAAAGUAAUAAUAAUAAUAAUAAGAAAAAAUCAAAAAAGAGACCUAUAGAAACAUAAAAUUCAGAAUCAGAAUCAGAAUUAGAUUCUAAUACUAAUACUAAUUCAAAUUCAGAUAUAUAUACUAAAAAUAAAAAAUAAUCAAUUACAAAUACAAAUUCUAAAAAGAAGUAAUCUAAAAAAACUGUAGAUUCAGAAUCAGAUUAUGAAAAUAAUGAAUAAUAUGAAUAAUUUUAAGAAAAUAAAAAUACUAAAAAAAAUUAACCUUAAAAAUAAACUAAAAUCAAUAAUAAAUAAUCAUCUGAAGAAUAAUCUACAGAAAAUAAAAAAUAUAAUCCUAAUUAAUUAGAUUUACCAUCUAAUAAUAAAAAAGAAAAGAAAGGUUAAAAAUUGAAAAAAGCAAUGUUUAAUUUUGGUACAGAUGAACCUGACACAAAAAAAUAAACUAAAUCUAAUAAGAUAAAUAAUAAAAAUAACAAAUAAGAUAAUAAUAAAUAAUAGAAUAUAAAAACAAGAAGUAAAAAAUAAUAAAAUGAAUAAAAUGAUGAUUCUAAAAAUGAUAAAAUUGAAUAAUUAAUUAAUGAAUAUUAAAAAUCAGAAUAAGAAUUAUAAAAGACUCUUAAAGAUAAUGGAACUAAAGAUAAUUUAGAAAUUUAAGAUAAAAAUCAUAUGUUAAAUUUAGACAAUAUUAAAAUGAAUUCUUUGAUUCCAUAAUGCUGUCCAAAAACUAAAACAGAUGAUGAAGAUGAUAUUCAUGAUUCAUGA
Messenger RNA from Paramecium pentaurelia, 1083 nucleotides. Lineage: Eukaryota; Ciliophora; Oligohymenophorea; Peniculida; Parameciidae. The record is from the annotation of a GenBank genome assembly.